GGGAGGCGGGGGGAGUGUGUGUGUGUGGAUGGUGGGCCGGGGUAUCGCGUCUCUCGACUCGGCUCCUCGAUAUCUUGCUAGCAUACAGACAGUCGCCUGCCCGCAUCCAGUAUGGAUUGUUUACAGGAAGAAUAAAAAAUAGCGAUCACCAUCGUGGCAGCUGCUUCUGUUGGUAAAUACGCAUCAUUCACAACCGCUGUUGUCAUCGCUGCAUGGAGCAGAUGAUUUCUGAGCUUUGGUAAACAUAAGGCCUUUCAGCUGUUUGACUGUGUGGUAUAUGUCGGGGGUUAUUGUAGGAAGAUGAUCUAAACAACACUGCGGAUAUAUCUAACUUGUGUGUCCAUUAUCACCCAGAGGCGAGCAGACGUUCCCCUGAAGACAGCGAGUAACUAUGGCAGAACAAGACAUUUGUCCUCACCUGGACUCCAUAGGAGAGGUAACCAAGGAGGACCUCCUCCAGAAAUCCAAGGGCACUUGCCAAUCUUGUGGAGCAGGAGGCCCAAAUCUGUGGGCCUGUCUGCAGAGUGACUGUCCGUAUGUUGGCUGUGGAGAGUCCUUCUCUGAUCACAGCACCCUGCAUGCACAGGCUAAGAAGCACAACCUGACUGUGAACCUGACGACGUUCAGGAUCUGGUGUUAUGUGUGUGAGCGAGAGGUAUUUUUGGAGCACAGGCCUGCGCUGGUGCCCGUGCCUGCUGCUCCCCACCACUGUAAACCCACAGAGCAGGAAGCAGCUCCUCAGCCAGUAGGUCACCCGCUAAAAGCAGUACCGAUUGCUGUGGCAGAGGAAGAAGGUUCAGAGUCAGAGGAGGAUGAGCUUAAACCCAGAGGCUUGACAGGAAUGAAAAAUAUCGGUAACUCCUGCUACAUGAAUGCAGCUCUCCAAGCCCUGUCCAACUGUCCCCCUCUCACUCAGUUCUUCCUGGACUGCAGUGGAUUGGUCCGGACUGAGAAGAAGCCUGCUCUCUGCAAGAGCUACCAGAAACUAAUCUCAGAGCUCUGGCAUAAAAAACGGCCCAGCUAUGUUGUGCCUACCAGUCUGUCUCAUGGCAUCAAACUAGUAAACCCCAUGUUUCGUGGUUACGCUCAGCAGGUAGGGGCAAGUACCCAGCAGGACACUCAGGAGUUCCUGCGCUGUCUGAUGGACCAGUUACAUGAAGAGCUAAAGGAGCCUCUGACAGAGUGCAGCAUGAGCGGGGAGGGAAGUGAUGGUGAAGAGAUAAGAGAUGGAGACCGCUCCCCGUCCGAGGACGAAUUCCUAUCCUGCGACUCUGGCUCCAGCAGUGACCGCGGGGAGGGGGGAGGAGCGGGUGACAGUGAGCUGCUCCUGCAGGAUGAGUGUGACGGGGUCAGGUCACCGACAGGAGGGAUAGUGGGUGUCAGUACCGGCGGGGUGAUCUCGGAGAAGGAGAGGCUGAAGGAAAGGAGGGUGUCUGGCUCACCCCUUCGUGGAGGCUCGCAAGAGAUGGAUGAGGAUGCUGAUGUGGAUACAGCAGCUGAGGAGGGGGCUCCUGAGAGGGGGGAGGAAGAGGAGGUGACGCCAACCGCAAACACUGAGGUCCAAAGCCAAGAGAAUAACCAGUUAUCUGAUACUGGGCAAGGGCAAAGCCAGAGCAACAACACCUCAGAGCCAGACAAUGAAGCGUCAAUGCCCCAGCCCCAGUCCACUCCCUGCAGUCCUGUGCGAACCAUUCAGGAGCUGCAUCCCAAACUGUCCUCCAGUCAACCUCGCUCCAGUCCCCUCCGCUCUGCAGGACCUGCGUACACCUUCAAAAAAGCUCAGCUGCUGCUCAGUGCCAGGAAGAAGAAACAGUCUCACUAUCGCAGUGUGAUCUCGGACAUCUUCGACGGCUCCAUCCUCAGUCUGGUCCAGUGUUUAACCUGUGACAGGGUCUCUACAACAGUGGAAACCUUCCAAGACUUGUCUCUCCCUAUUCCUGGUAAAGAGGACUUGGCAAAGCUCCACUCUUCCAUACAUCAGAACCUUCCAGUCAAGACGGGCGUGUGUCCCGACACUUACAGCUCACAGGGGUGGAUCUCCUACAUCAUGGACUCCAUACGCCGGUUCGUAGUCUCAUGUAUCCCUAGUUGGUUCUGGGGGCCCAUGGUGACCCUGGAGGACUGCCUCGCUGCCUUCUUUGCAGCAGAUGAGCUCAAAGGGGACAACAUGUACAGCUGUGAGAGAUGUAAAAAGUUGAGAAAUGGUGUCAAAUAUUGCAAAGUACUUAGACUUCCAGAGAUUCUGUGCAUUCACCUGAAACGCUUCCGGCACGAGGUCAUGUAUUCGUUCAAGAUUAGCAGCCACGUGUCCUUCCCGUUGGAGGGCCUCGACAUGCGACCUUUCCUGGCUAAAGAGAGUCCAUCCCAGGUCACCACUUACGACCUGCUGUCAGUCAUCUGUCACCAUGGCACUGCAGGAAGUGGACACUACAUAGCUUACUGUCAGAAUGUGAUCAAUGGCCAGUGGUAUGAGUUUGAUGAUCAGUAUGUCACAGAGGUCCAUGAGACGGUGGUGCAGAACGCAGAGGCCUAUGUGUUGUUCUAUAGAAAAAGUAGUGAGGAGUCUGUGAGAGAGAGGCAGAAGGUGGUGGCCCUCGCCAACUUGAAGGAGCCCAGCCUGCUGCAGUUUUACAUCUCCAGAGAAUGGCUGAACAAGUUCAACACCUUUGCCGAACCAGGCCCCAUCAGCAACCACACAUUUCUUUGUCAGCAUGGAGGGAUCCCUCCUAAUAAAUACCACUACAUAGAUGACCUGGUUGUGAUUGUUCCUCAGAAUGUGUGGGAGUACCUUUACAACAGUUUUGGAGGUGGCCCAGCGGUGAACCACCUGUAUAUGUGUGCCAUCUGCCAGGUGGAGAUUGAGGCUCUGGCUAAGCGCAGAAAAAUGGAAAUAGACACCUUCAUAAAGCUGAAUAAAGAGUUUCAGGCUGAAGAGGCUCCGACGGUGAUCCUGUGCAUCAGCAUGCAGUGGUUCCGAGAGUGGGAGAGCUUUGUGAAGGGCAAAGACAACGAGCCACCUGGUCCCAUCGACAACAGUAAAAUUGGUGUUAUGAAAGGAGGACACAUACAGCUGAAGCAAGGCGCAGACUAUGGUCAGAUCUCAGAGGAGACGUGGCAGUACUUGUUGGGUAUUUAUAGCGGAGGCCCUGAGAUCGCAGUGAGACAGACUGUGGCCCCGGCUGACCCCGACAGCCUUCAUGGAGAGAGGAAGAUCGAGGCAGAAACCAGAGCACUUUGAGAUAAAAAGAGGUCUUCUGAUUCCCCCCUUUCCACUCCUGCCCUCGCAGGAAGCUGAGGAAUUUGCACCUUGGUGAAGAGGCCUCGUUGUGAGCACUUUGUAAAUGUAGCAACGUAUUAUUCUGAAGCCGUGACGCGAGAGGGUGAAACGGUACUUAAAUAUCACAUAGUUUAUUUAUUGGAUAACUCUGAUCCUCAAUGUUAAGGUGUAAACAAAAAAAAAAAAAAAAGACGUUGUGUCACAUCUCUGGAGCUGUUUUUGGUAGCUAUGGUGUUUCAGUGGCUGCUGUAGUGACUAGGUGUCAGAUACUGCUUUAGUGGCAGACAGCUGCUGGUGUCGGGAACCAGCCUGCUGAGGAGGACAGAUCUACGGUGUGAUGUUUGCUUUGAGGACUGCACUUUUCUUCUUUGUUGAAAGCAACAACCAAGACACGUUAACGAGCUUUCUGUUUGCCUGUUUACUAGUUACAUAGCAACAAGUUCAGACAUCAAAGUGAGAGAUAUUACAUAAAUCAUACUCUUGCACCUCCAACCUUAAACACACAGGAUAACUGAGCCCUCAGGAAUGAAGUCUUUGGUUUGUUAAAGCCAGUGAAAUGAUCAGAUUAACAAACUUUAAAGAAAACACCACAGCAGGUUUGUGUCACACCACAGAACAUGCAUGUGUUCCUCAACGACCAUUUUCAGGGUGGGUUUGCAAAGCUUCAAAAUGCAUGUUACUGCUCCUCCUUUAUUUGGACUUGUAAGGCCAUUUCACUGACAGGACGAGGUGUCGAAUUUGUUCGCUCAAAUGCAAAAUAAAAUCUUUUCUGUCUUUAAAAGGAUGGAAAUAUUGAGUCGCUCCUGUCUACAAAUAGGCACACGGGCAUAAAGAUAUAAAGACAUGGCAAAGUUCUGAAAAGUCAAACUAACUUAAGUUAAAUAUGGCAGGAGUGCAGGAGUUAUGUAAGUAGAAGAGUAUAUAUCUGGUGCAAUAGCUGUACAUUUUCCAAAGAAAGAGAAUGUUGUGCAACAAAAUAUCAACUGUCUUCUCUAAUGACAGCAUACAAAGUAAGCUUGUAAUUCCUCGUUAACAGUUGUCACACAGUUAGUUCUUGAGGAGAGAUGAAUACAUCAAGUGACUAAUAAUGCAGUACCUGUUUUAACAAAGAGAGGGCAGUAUUUUCACCAUGUAAUAAUUUAGCAGAGAAGUAGAAAUCUGACAUCACAAAUAAUGAGCACAACAUGCACAAAUCCAAGACAGCAGUAAAGUAAUUUAUGAUAACUAUUUGAUUUUUUUAUUUAGUCAUAAUGUCUUAAUUGUGCACGUUUCGCCAUCAGAAAAAUGAAGCUGUACCCCCCUAAGGUUAGGGAUAUCAAACUAUGCGUUAUUUACUUGUAAAAAUAUUUGUGCAUCUGCAAAUUUCAUUUCUGUUGAAGAGGCAUUUUAAAUUUGUAUGCAAAGACACAGAUCUUCACUGAUUGAGACACAGUAGCUUGUUUACUCAAAUUAUAAUCUGCUCAACUCAUACAGGAAGCCACUGAUCAAAAUGUUCCCCUAACCUCAACGCUUUGUUUCGAGAAAAAAUGAUUUAGAUCUUGAGGUUUUCUCGUCUUUUUAAUAUCUUCUGAUCAGAGAUCAGACUGGUAAACAAGGGUGUUUUCUGCAAUUUAACAAUAUUUGAGAUAAUUAAAACAACUCCUAAAGAGCAGCCAAUAUGCACAGUUGCUCAUUUUUGAUGGCUGUUACUAAGUUUUAAUUUGAAAUAUUCAAAGUAACAUUGCAUAUUGUGUAGAUUUGUUUUCGUUACAGCAUAAGUCAAUGCAAGAUUAAGGUGCCAGGGUCUGUAAGAACAUCUUACAUCUGUAAAAAAUGGGUCAGUGAGUCAGUUAAAGCUCAGCAAGAUAAAUCACUUCCUCCUUUAUGUUAUUGUAGAUAAAUCACAUACCUGCCUUUUUUAACGUAGGCUACAGAUCUGCAAAGACACAGUUUGCCACCACAUUUAAAGCAGAUGACGCCUAGCAUUGCAUAACAAGACUGUUGAGUGUAACAGCUUUUCUGUUAUUUAUUAAUGUUAAUAAUAAAUACUAAUUUUGAAGGCCCAGACUAGAAAAAUUAAAUUAUUAUUUUUUUCUGUUAAAGAACCUGUAUGCGACAUUCAGAGCGUAUCUAUGAUUGAGAGUCUGAGCCGGGCUUGUCUGCACACGGCUUUCAACAUGGAGGUGGUUGAGCAGGCGGCUAGAAGCUAAAGGUGCUAACAAUGAAAUGAGAACGCAUUAUCAGCGGUAACUGUUGCAUGAGCACAUUGCAGUGGGGACGAUAAGCUAGUCAGUGGGUUACAUUCACAGGGUCUCACAUGCACUGAAAUGCACAGGCUGCCAGCACAGCUACCACAACAACAACAACAGAGAACCUCAGAUAACAACACACACAGAGGAAGCGUGACUGCAUUCUCUGCUCAGGACGCCAUUACUCCACUAUAUCUUUACAUAGCAAAUAGCAGUUUGCUGCUAUAUUAAUACUCUGAAUGUUGCAUACAGUGCCUUUAAGUUGAAUAAUAAUUUUUAAUAGCACAAUUAUUGAAACUAUAUUAAAAAUGGCAAGAUAGUAUUAAAUAAAAAAAUUCUGAAGUUACAGUCGAUUUACAUUUACAGUUUUAUGGUAAAAUCCUGUUACAUGUCAUGUUAUAUAAAGCACCAAUUCACCAGUAAGUUGUUUUAAAAUCUUUUCCAUUAUCAUCAAUCUUUAAAGUAGUAAUUAUAAUUAUUACUUUUGCAGAAAAACAUCCAUAAAUUGGAGAUCCACUCGGAUAAAUACUGCUAUUUACCAGUCUAAACGGCCACAAGACGUAUCAGUAAAUACAAAUGAGUGGCAGCCCAGCAUCUUGAAGCCUGUUUGACUGUAACUUUUAAUGCCAAAUGACUGAAAAGAAGAAUGAAUACUGAUUUGACCUUUAGCUGCGGCGCAGUAUUCACAUAGAGAUACAGUACUUCAAACCUUUUGCUGUUCCUUUUUUUGACACCUUUUUUGUAGCAGCACUCAAACUAUGAGAUCUGGUAAAGAUAAAAGCUAAUUAUGAGCUGAAAUGUAAAGAAUAUAGUAGUGUUAUAAUUUAUGAUGCAGCACAGUCAUCCUACCUUGAAAUACAGUGCCUUCAAGCCCCUUCACACCCACAAUGCACGUGCACAGGUGUUUUUACAUAUUUUUGCCUGAAUAUGACUGUGUGAGCAUAUACAGACAUUAAGCAUUUGAAGUUAAGUUCAUGGCGUUUGUUGACCUCGAAAUUCCCUGCAUUGCUCUGCUCACCUGUAACCUGAGCAGAGGUGUAAUCAGCCAGGAUGUGUAAAAAACAGCUGUGUGGGUGUUAAAGGGUGACCGUAAACUUUCUAUCUACCUUGGCUUUGGAAAGGUCUCGUUAGCGGUGUACUAUUAAAUCUCCCAGCUGUAUUUCACUGUAAGAUCAAUCAAAAGAGGUGACCGUGAUCUCAAAAAAUUAAAUUCAAAUACAUGACACAAGAUACAGUGUGGAGAGGGGGAGUGACGUAUAAAUGUGCAUGAACUAAGAAGGGUAUUCAGAGUGCCCAUUGAUUAGAAAAUGUUAAAGUUUCUCUCCCGGCACUGAUUUAACCCCUAAAAACUCAUCUCUGUUCAUCAAAAUCUCAUAUUUAAAAUCCUUUUAUACCUUGAAAUGGCGAUCAUAUAACUAUACAUCUUUACCUGACUUAGUAUGCGUGGAUUGAUAAAUAUGCAAAUUAGCCCGCUCCCCAGAUGCUCACCUGCAGCAGCGCAUCCGUCCACCUUCGAUUCUGUUCAUCAAACAAACAAACCUCUGCUUGUAAACUGUAUUAGAUAACGUGAGCCUUUAGCUUGACCAUGUUAUCGGCUAAUAAUGUGUUGCUAAUGUUGUAAACUUUUUCCCAACUGCCCUGACGAGUUGAACUCCCGCCUUUCGCUGUACAUUAUGGGAUUGGUCUCUAAGGUUUGUGAUGAAACAAACUGUCAUUGGUACACUGCAGUUCCAAGGUAAAAAAUGCUCACCCAUGGCACUGACUGCUUAUUUCGCUCAUGAUAUAUGUCUUGUAGCACAUAAAAAAAUACCAUAUGGACAGAUUAACAAGGUUAAAAACUUGAUAUUCGGUGAAGGGGGUUUUUCAAGGUAUAGUUUGUCAUUUCGGGCUUUCUGGCCGAGAGUCAGAUGAGAAGACUGAUGAUGAUUUUCUCAUUGAACUUAAUUUCAGACUAUUCCUUUAAAGAUGUAAAAUAAGUUGUUAACAUACAUAAAACAAAGCUUGGCCUCAAAAUGAUGCAUCACUUAGAUUCAAAGUUAGUUUUCUUAGUUAGCUAAAACUAGAAAAACUUAGAGAAUUCAGGAAAAACAAGACAGACUUGUGAUACAAUCUAACAAAGAUCCAACAAUUUCAAAAAGCUCAACAGAUAUUUAGAACUUUAACUAUCAGAUGAGCAGCUUUAACAUUUCCUGAGGUAUCUGUCCAACAAGACACGAAGAUGGUUACUCAGAAUACCCUAGAUGACUUUAAAGACUCACCACAGAUAUUUUGACUUGCCGUAGCAGGAAAAGCAGGUGUACCUUAUACCAUUAACAAUCACCCAGUAUUCUGUUUAAAGGCUCAGUUUGCAAUUCAGGUGAAAGAAAGUUUAUUGUUGAGUCUCAUUCCCAGGUCAUCAAAUACCAAUACUUUGGGUUGGUGGUGUCAGUAUUUACAGACUUUGGCGAUAAAUAUAAGCCCCGUGCUCUGUUUUUUGGUCCCUACCAACUCCCAAGGGAAAUAUCUGGCUCUUUAGCUGCUAAAUGCCCCACUAUGUUUAACAGCUAGUUGCUAAUUGUGCCCAUUUGCAGUGGGUUUUUAGUGAAGUUGUGGGCAGGGCAGCAAACCAAUAAGCUGAAACUCACUAAUAACCUCUGGAAAGCUGAUAAUCAUCGCAACCACUUUCAAGUUGUCAUUUGAUGCACUGUUAUCAAAAAGACAUCAAUUAUAGCCAUCUUACAUUUGAAGCUAACAGUCGUGAUACAGCCUAGCUAUUGUCACUGUCAUGGCUAACAUUAACAAAAGCUGCAGUUCCUUGAAUGACCACUUGAGGCUGGCUACAGAGGUGAAAAUGGGGAUGGAUUUUUAUACAACUCACCCUGUUACAUUUAUUAAGGCUUCAAGUUAUGCAUAAUGAAGGGCGGGGCUGCUUUGAGUGACAGGCUGUCCAUAAGACUUAGCCUACUCGACAGCUACACCCUCCCGUCCAAAUAUGGUUGCCCUCUGGCUCCAAAAAACCGAGACGGUGACUGCCGAAAUGCCAAACUCAAGGCUUUAAAGCAGGAGUCCACAAACCAAUGGGUGACAUCAUGUUGGCUACAUCCAUUAUUUUAUGUAGCCUAUAACAUUAACCCAGCAAGUAAACAAACCAUCUUACAGUUUCCCAGCGCUCUCAGAUGAGGACAUUGAAUACAUGGUGGUAACAGAACCUAUAUCAGUGGUUACGGCUCAGUGUCAUCAUACCUGCCUGAAUGGGGCCUGAAAAAAAUACUUAACAGAAAUCAGCAAUCAUUAAUGUUUUUAAUUUCAGUUGAAUUAUUCCUGCCAUGACACGUCAAACAUCACCUCUGUCUAUGAACUUUAUUCCAGACCAUGGCCUAAAGCAAUCCAUGUCUCUGUUUAGUUUGUUCAUGUGCCCAAAGAGCAAUUUACCAUUUUUAAUAGCAGAGGACACUGAUCUGCCCAUUUGUCAAAACAGUUUUGUAGUACUUUUCUUUUUACACAUGUUCAGUCUGUAUGUGCAAGAGGUGAUAUCAAAACUAGGGGAAUGUGUGUGUGCUAUGUUGAGAUAUUUAUUGGGGGAGUAUGUGCAAUUUAAAAAAAAAACCAAACAAACAAAAAAAACCCGCAAAUCUUUGUGCAAUCUUAUCAUCGGAGAGACACUGGGCAGCUAUCAAACAGAGCAGUUUGAGCAGCUGACAGUAAAAGACUGAGGCACUGCAGCUUAUUAUAUUGCAGUGUUAAGAAGUGCCACAUGGUAAUUACUCAAUUAUCCCCACCUGUGAGUUUGUUUGCCUCUGUUACAGCACGUAGCCAUGCGUGUGAGAUUUCCAUUUCACUGGUAAAUACAAGCAUUCCUGUGGUUGGACGGAGUUCAUCAGUAAUAUCAUGACACCCUGGAGACGGCACAACAGGAUUUCACUGACUUAUGUUUUCCCCUCAUUUUACAGUGUGGCUGUUGUGGUCAUGAUAAUGGUGAUGCCUGAUAACAUGGGACUUAAGUGGUUGACCUCAAUUCAAUGGGAUGUCUUAAUGUCUGUAUAACUGAUGUAAUUAUUCAUGUCUGGUUAAAUGAUUAAAACUGCCUGGUCUUUGAUUUGA
Epinephelus moara (kelp grouper) is the source of this 9585-nucleotide messenger RNA. RefSeq names its product ubiquitin specific peptidase 20 (gene usp20). Gene Ontology annotation, biological process: protein deubiquitination. The coding region runs from base 392 to 3238 and encodes 948 amino acids. The record is from RefSeq and is a predicted model, not a curated record. The transcript is spliced from 25 exons. Gene Ontology annotation, molecular function: zinc ion binding; cysteine-type deubiquitinase activity. Lineage: Eukaryota; Metazoa; Chordata; Actinopteri; Perciformes; Serranidae.